Hibiscus syriacus is the source of this 1315-nucleotide messenger RNA. RefSeq names its product calcineurin B-like protein 3. Gene Ontology annotation, biological process: calcium-mediated signaling. The record is from RefSeq and is a predicted model, not a curated record. Gene Ontology annotation, molecular function: calcium ion binding; kinase binding. The transcript is spliced from 9 exons. Lineage: Eukaryota; Viridiplantae; Streptophyta; Magnoliopsida; Malvales; Malvaceae. Bases 208 to 888 code for a protein of 226 amino acids.
AUUCAUAAACAUUGCUGUAUGCUUCGCUGCCUGAUUGUGUUUGGUGAAUAUCGGUUUGAUUUUGUAAGACAGGUAAUGAUUUGACUCUGAGUUUGGGGUCUCCAAGUGUACGAGUUUAUCUAAUUCGGACUCGGGCAUUCAGUCUUCAGCCUGCAGAAACAGGAAAUGGUUAAAAGGUAUGGAGUGUUUUGAUGCGAGGAGAAUACCAUGUUGCAGUGCAUGGACGGAUUGAAGCAUAUAUGUGCUUCUGUGCUGCAAUGCUGUGAUAUUGAUUCAAACAAACAAUCAAGAGGUCUUGUUGAUCCCGAACUUCUUGCACGAGAGACAGUUUUUAGUGUGAGCGAAAUAGAAGCACUUUACGAGCUUUUCAAGAAGAUAAGCAGUGUUGUUAUAGAUGAUGGGCUGAUUAACAAGGAGAAGUUUCAAUUUGCGCUAUUCAAAACAAACAAAAAAGAGAGUUUGUUUGCUGAUCGGGUAUUUGACUUGUUUGAUACAAAGCAUAAUGGAAUUCUAGGUUUCGAAGAGUUCGCUCGUGCUCUCUCUGUCUUCCAUCCUAAUGCACCCGUUGAUGAUAAGAUUGAGUUCUCUUUUCAACUGUACUAUCUCAAGCAGCAGGGUUUUAUCGAGAGACAGGAGGUAAAGCAAAUGGUAGUUGCAACGCUUACUGAAUCUGGCAUGAACCUUUCUGAUGAUGUUAUAGAAAGUAUAAUUGACAAGACCUUUGAUGAAGCUGAUACAAAACACGAUGGGAGGAUUGACAAGGAAGAGUGGAGAAGCCUCGUUUUGCGACAUCCAUCCCUUCUAAAAAACAUGACCCUGCAGUAUCUUAAGGACAUCACCACAACAUUCCCAAGCUUUGUUUUCCACUCACAAGUUGAUGAUACCUGAAAUCAGCAAUUGGAUUCAAGCUUUGGUUCAUUGGUUUAAGAGCGAGUCUGUGAUGUUUUGGUUCAUUGGUUUAAAUUUCUUUUUCCUAGCACUAAACAAUGCUAUCAGAUUCCGAGUUUGUUACCGGAAAAUAGCAAUGCCGUAACAUAUGGCAAGACUAAAAAAAAUCCUCGUUCUGUUUGCAACAUAUUGAAUGAAUUCAACAAAUGAAGAAUUAGAACUGUGCUUGCAGAUGUGCGUUUGAUGCAGAACAUGCAACUAACACGGCUAACGCCAAGAAUACCGACACGUUUAUCAUCGCAAGCUCGAGAUAGAUCAGCUGAAGCUUUAGUUGGAUUAUUUUUACCUUAAUGUUGCAGCUGAGGUGAUACUUGUACAAGAAACAAUCAGUCUUUUAAGUUUUCACAAUUUGCAUUUCUUUAAUAUU